GAUAUUUCCUAUUUAUUUCGCUGAGAGAGAAUAACAAGUAGAACAAAUGAGAAACGCUCAGCAAGAAUAUCUGUUGCGUGGUCAGAAACAGAUGGGACCCGAAGAACAGCUUGAAUACCUGUUAAUUCUCUUCCUGUGCUUAAAAGUGCUAAAUGUUCACACCACUUCAUGGACUGCAGAAGUGCCACAAACAGUAUCAGCACUGAAUGGGUCUUGUGUUGUGAUUCCCUGCAAGUUCAAUUACCCAGACCCUGAAAGGAAUCUUUCAGACCUGACAGGAAUAUGGCAAACAUCAAAUCAAGACCAUCUCAUUUACCACCCUGACCCCUCCAAAGUAAUGGAGAAAUUUAGGGGCCGGACAAACUUGGUUGGAGAUCUUGCAAGAAAGAACUGCUCAUUGAGAAUUAAUCACCUGGAAGAAAAGGACAAUGGGCAGUUUAUUUUUAGGAUAGAGAUUCAUGACUUUGACAAGUACUCUUACAAAGAUAAUGUGGUCUCCAUUGAUGUCCAAAACGCUCCAGCCACCCCCAUGCUGAGUGUGAGCAGGGAGGUGAAAGCAGGUGAAGCUGUGACUGCCACCUGCACUGCGUCUCACUCCUGCCCCACUGACCUUCCUCACCUCGUCUGGAGCCACACCGGAACACCCAUCGUCCAAUCAGAGGCGCUGCCCAAUGGCCAAUGGAGAGUGACCUCAAACCUAACCUUCACUGCCACACCCUCUGACCACGGCAGGCAUCUGGUCUGCACAGCACAGUAUCAACAUGUUACAUCUUUUCAGCAGUCUGACAUUUUUCAUGUGAAAUAUCCCCCAGAAAUCAGGGAGGGGUCGGCCUGUAUUGCAAAGACCACGGGGGUGGCCUGCUUGUGCACCGUGGCCUCAGAACCAGCCUCUGAGAUCGCAUGGCUGAUUCCAAGGGGGACCAAUGCUAGCAGCAGGACUGAGAGACACGGCUCCAUCACACUGGGCAUGUUGCUGAGCACCCAGAGGCUCACAGAGGUCACCUGCCAAGCCAGCAACUCACAGGGAAGCUCCAGCGCGACCUUCUUUCCACCCCAGAGUGAUAAAUUCCAGUACACUUCAAUCACUGUGGUUUCUGUGCUGCUGGUAGCAGCCCUGGUUAUUUUGGUGCGCUUAGUGAGAAGAGAAAGGAACAGUCAUGACCUACCUGUAACUGGAAAGGAUGAAGCAGACACAACUAUAGAAGAGCCUUCCUACAACAUGACUGCAAGAAAGGAGGAAAAAAGCAUCGAUAGUGGAUUUUAUGUUAACAAUGAACAGAUAUACAGUAACAUUGAGGAGAUUGGAGAGGACAAUGAUGUAUAUUCAUGUGUCGAAGAUGCCAGCAAUUAGAUUGAAACAGCUACUCAAGAGGACGUUCCCCUAAAAAUGGCUAGUCAAUUUCCAACAGAUACCAUUCAUCCUUACAGUUCAGGCUGUUUAUUGGAAGCACAGAAUAUUUUUUCUAAUGCAGAACAGUGUUAUAUGUAAUUCCAAUGUGAAUGUUGAUCACAAAAUGAGCAAAACAAAAAUGCCAUCCAAAAUACACUCACUGGGCACUUUAUUAAGAACACUAUACAAAUACAGUUUGCAGAACUGCCACUCACUGGAUGUUUUUUGUUUUUUGAUACCAUUCUGAUUAAACUCUAAAGACUGUUGUGCCUGAAAAUCCCAGGAGAUCAGCAGAUACAGAAAACCUCAAACCAGCCUGUCUGGCACCAAAAGUCAUGCCAUGGACAAAAUCACUGAGAUCACAUUUUUUUCCCCCAACCUGUAAUUGCAUGAUUUUACGCAUUGCACUGCUGCCACACGAUCGGCUGACUAGAUAUUCGCAUGAAUAAGUAGGUGUACAGGUGUUCCUAAUAAAGUGCUCAGUUAUAUUGGUGCAGAUGAUUCUGCUUUUUCCUAUAAUUUUCAAAUGUAUGCCAAUAUGCCUUUACUCAUAAUAAAAAAUAAUAAAUG
Conger conger (European conger) is the source of this 1960-nucleotide messenger RNA. RefSeq names its product myelin-associated glycoprotein-like. The coding region runs from base 47 to 1351 and encodes 434 amino acids. The transcript has 9 exons. The record is from RefSeq and is a predicted model, not a curated record. Lineage: Eukaryota; Metazoa; Chordata; Actinopteri; Anguilliformes; Congridae.